Molecule: messenger RNA, 1479 nt
Organism: Funneliformis mosseae
Lineage: Eukaryota; Fungi; Glomeromycota; Glomeromycetes; Glomerales; Glomeraceae
Source: the annotation of a GenBank genome assembly
AUGGACUCUCCACAAUUCCGUUUUUUAAAUAAAAAAGAAUUGUCCUACAUUUACGAAGGAAAUUCUAACAAUGUAACACUUUCAUCGCUUUUAACUCUCUCGCGUCCUUUUACAUAUUCCCAAUUAACACAAUCAGUUAAAUUCGGUUUAAAUAAAAUUCAACAAUAUUAUCCAAUGUUAAGAUCAUGUAUUACAAUAAUGAAUGGUAAAUGGUGUUUCUGCGAGAAACCAUCAUCUCGAAACGAAAUUUCAUUUAAUUGGAUAAAGAUAUCAUCUUUAAAUGAAACGAUUGCAAACACCUUAGAAAAUGUAUGUGCCCGAGAGAUGACAAAUGACUUUAUAGUCGAACAACAUCUAUGUAGAUUUAUUUUGAUUACACGUGAUACUUUAAUGCCAACUUCUCAAAACAUCGACGACCCAAAGGAGAACUCAACAACAGAGGUUGGAUUCGUAUUUUGUUUUCUACACACAGCCUUUGAUGGUAGAAAUAUAUUUACCGUCACCCGUGAUUUUAUUAAAGAAUUUGAAAAGAUUCUACUAAAUUCAUCCGAGAAUAUCGUUAGUACACAAGGAUUAAAAGAAGGUCAAGUAAAUAACUUGACUUUGCCCAAAUUUCAAACUUGUUAUUCAAAUUUCAUCUUUUUCAAAGAGGUAAUAACAUUAUUCGGUUGGUUAUUAUACAAGAGACCACGUAACCUUCCAUCUUCAUCUCGACAAAUUCAACCUCCAUUACAACCCGAGAAAAGUAAAACGAAUACGUACUUUCAUACUUUAACGAGGCAGGAAACAUCAUAUUUAAUUCAAUUUUGUAAACGACAUAAAUUUUCAGUCACAUCGUUAUUGUCAACGUGUAUUUCGGAGAUCGUCUCUGCAAAGAAUGGAGGAAACACUGUGCUGGGAGGGUUGGCGGUUGAUUUAAGACAAUUUUUAAAUAUUUCUGUUAAAAUUAACGGAGCUUUUAAUUCUUCCAUAUUAAUAAGACAUCCAAAAGUCGAAUUUUUAUUUGAAGAGAAAUUCCAUAGAUCUAAUUAUAUAAAUUAUUUGGUAAACAGAAUUAAAAUCACUAACAAUAUCAUACAACACUCGAUGAAAUCAGGUUUGAUUUUUCAUAAUUUAAAAUUUCUGAUGAAUGGACCUAUAAAAAGCAAUGAUAAUAUGAUUAAAGAAGAGGAGACCAUCAUUCCUUUAGCCUACGUAUUGUCUAAUCUCGGAAAUUGUAAUCAAAUUGUUCCUGAAAUUUUAAAGGAAGAUAUUAUUACAGAUUGGAAUAAUGUAUUUUUGUCUUCUACCGCCAAGCAAUCAAGAGGUACCAGUAUUGAAGUAACUACACUCACGUUGCAUGGUAAAUUGUACAUGUCGUUUUGUGCUUGUUCCAAAUUUAUUUCCAAUGAGGAUUUAAGAGGUUUCGCGGUUAAUGUGCUUGAUUUGAUAAAAACCAUUUGCGAGCAUACCAGCACUCUACAGGAAAAGAAUCAAUAA